This is a messenger RNA of Fopius arisanus, 2866 nucleotides long. RefSeq names its product oxidative stress-induced growth inhibitor 2. The coding region runs from base 325 to 2076 and encodes 583 amino acids. The transcript has 6 exons. The record is from RefSeq and is a predicted model, not a curated record. Lineage: Eukaryota; Metazoa; Arthropoda; Insecta; Hymenoptera; Braconidae.
CCGUGCUGUUCAGACCAGAAAGUCGCAAGACACCCGAUCCUCAUUAUAAACAAUUAUUUAUCACGGGAUAAUUAUCAAUAAAUUGAAUUUACGCCGACCGGUGCAUUUUCCAAAUAGAAAAGAAUUUUUUUUCGUAAACUCCAAGUGACUAAGUGACUCCAAUUACCCUCGAUUAAUCAAUUAAUUCAUUAAGUUUAAUUGCUGGAAUUGUGACGUGCGGAAUUCAUAGAGAAUUCUCUGGUGACAGUUACGAGGAAUUUAUCAUUUUUGUGGUAAAUUGUAUUGGAGUAAUUAGGGAGAGUUACGACGUGCCAUUGAAUUCGAAUGGUGGCUGAGACGCCGAAAAUGGAGGAAUUAUCGAAUGGGGGAGACGAUCACUGCAUCUACAAAGAUGUUGUCAUUGUUGGAAAUGGUCCGGGUGGUAUUUGCAUUUCAUACAUGCUGAACGGAAAUUGGCCGUAUUACUCGGGUAAACCCCAUCCGGGUGACGAAAUGCUGACAGCAAGAUUAAACUACAUAAUGGAGAAGAAUGAGACUCCAGAUACCGCGAAAGCGUCUGCAAGAGGUAAUCCGGGGAAUCCUCGGGAUAAAUCAAGCGACGAAUCACCCAGCAGUGAUAAAAAAAAAACUAGGGACGAAAGACGGAGUCUCCUGAUGAGAUCCAGGAGUGAUCUGGAGAUGCUGAUGAAUGGUCUGGAGGGACGAGGCACCUCCAGACCGAUGGCACUUCUUCUGGAUCAACUGCAACAUCCAGGGGUCGAUGCAGGACUCGAUAUCCCAAGUCUCCUCACCUGGGAGUCUCAUGAGCAUCAUCCCCAGCACAAAGUUAUUGACCAUGUGGUCCUGGGGAAGGGACCACCUGGGGGCACCUGGCAGUUCAUGGAUCCCAAUGUUCUCACUAUCAGUCUCACCAGGUGGAUGUCACUUCCUGGGCUCGAUCUCAAGAAGUGGGAGGCCCUCGUCGAGGAGGAACGACUUGGAAAGUCCACCAUCCUCAGGAAGAGAAUACCUGAGGACUGCUGGAGUCGCCCCAAGGGCAGCUUCGAAGUCGACAGGAGAAUUCCUGUGGGAAUCGUCGCUGCUUACUACAAGGAUUAUGUUUACAGGAUGGGACUCACUAAGUAUUUCAAAUGCGGACGGACUGUGACAAGUGUUCAGCCACUUCCGGAUGCGUCAGACCUGGAGGAAGGCUACGAGUGGAUUGUGCAGGGCUACGAGAAUCAGAGCGGUAGAAAAUUCAAGUACAAAUGUAAAAAAGUUGUCCUGGCAACUGGUACAACCAAUUCUUCGAAUCGUCUGGGCCUACCCGGAGAAGAAACACAGCCCAGUUGGGUGACCCAUGAUCUCAAUGACCUGGAGACACGUCUCGAUCGUCUCGCAGGGAAAUGCAGCAAAUGCUUCCUGAGGAAAGAUUAUAAACCGGAAGUGGCUCCAGUACUGGUGAUCGGUGCAGGUCUGAGUGCAGCAGAUGCGAUAAUGGCAGCAAGAUUCAGAUCAAUUCCAGUGAUCCAUGCAUUCAGGGAUUCCUCCUCGGUAUCCGAGGGUGAUAAAGUCGAUAAUGAAAAUGAUAAUGGAGUCAGAUUAAGUCAGAGCACCUACGAGAGACUCCAGACACUUCCAGUUUCCAUGUAUCCAGAAUAUCACAAGGUUUACGAGAUGAUGGCCGAUGGCAAGUGUCACAGGCUGUACAAGGCACUUCCAGGGUACAAUUUAAUUGACAUCGAGGUGACAGGGUGUGAUUGCAAUAAAAAAAAGGAGAGGAGGGUCUUCCUGAAAGGUCCUAACCGGCAAAUAGUCAGCUUCAAAGUCUCCAUCGUCGCUAUUCUCAUUGGAUCGAAACCAGACCUGUCAUAUUUGGGUGAACUGGCAACGAAGCUUGGAAAACAAGAAGGAAAAUUGAUAAAUGGACGGUCGAAUCCUAUACAGAUCGACGACUACACGUACGAAGUAGUGAAGUCCCCAAAAAGUGGACUUUAUGCAAUUGGUCCUUUAGUGGGUGAUAAUUUUGUUCGUUUUAUUCACGGUGGUGCUUUUGGUGCUGUUGGACAUCUCCUCAGGACUCUAGAAACUGAUUAAUCGUGUUGUGCUAUUAAUUAGUAUUUUAUUUUUAUCUUAACACCAAUCGUGCGGUGCAAUAGAGAUAUUAUUCUUGUAAAUUAGUCUUAUCGAGGAAGAGAGUUGACGUGGGAAUAUUUUUAUACGAAUGCGUUGGUAGGUGACGAAAUUUUUUACAUGAUUUCAUAGGUUUCACUCGAUUUUUUUAUCUUCUGAGAAUAUUCUUAUGAGAUUUUGAUAAUUUUUCAUACAUUCCGUUGAUGAAUGGCUAUUAUACACAUUUUAUUUUUAUCCAUUGGGGUUUUGUUGGUGAGAAAUAUUUGGGGGAUUUGCUAAUUUUUAUAGUCAAUUCUCUGUACCUCUAGAGGCCCGAGGGAUGCUUUUUAUAUUUUUACUGUACCUCGUAAUCGUGCCUUUACACAGAUAUUUAUUUUUUUGUACGUUUGUGGUAGAUUUAUGGAGAAUAUUUCUUCAAUGAAGCGAUUCAUUUUUCUUUUCCACUCAAAAUGUACAACGAUCUUCUCCAAAAAUAUUCAACAAAUUUAUGAAUUUAAUUUGUACCGAGAUUAUUCCCAGAUAUUAGUCUAUGGGAAUAUAUGAAAGAGAUGAAGAAAAUUAUUUACCAUACGAACAAAUUAUAAAUGAAAUUACUGAAGCAUUCGAGUAAUUUUUUCAUUGAAUUUAAUCAAUUACUCGUUAUAGCUGAAGAGAACGGAAUAAAAUUAAUAGAUAAUCACCGAGAAUGAUUACCAUAGCCUGUGAUAUGAGAAUUUGUUGAAAUACUACAAUUAAUAAAAACCAUUACAAAACA